UCUUGUUUUAUUUGUCAUUUCACAUUAUCAUUUUUAUGGCUGCAACAUUUCAUGUUCUUCUUUAUCACCAUAUUACCUUUUUCUUGCUCUUCCUCUUCUUUCCCAUCCAUGGCCUAACGCCCGGUUCAUCUCUAUCAGUCGAAAAUUCCGAUGACAUUUUACUCUCCCCAAACCGCCUUUUCACUGCAGGUUUUCACAAAGUCGGAGAUAACGCUUACUGUUUCGCCAUCUGGUUUUCUGACCAUCCGUCCACCAUGGUCUGGAUGGCGAACCGAGACGAACCGGUAAACGGAAAACACUCAAAGUUCUCACUACAAAAAGAUGGUAAUCUUGUUCUAACAGAUGCCGGUAGAUACAUCAUAUGGUCAACUCAAAUAAGAUUGAAUUCAUCUUCCAUAAAAUUACAACUUUAUAACACGGGUAACCUUAUUCUCCACGAACAUGAAAACCCUGUUUGGCAAAGCUUUGAUUAUCCAACAGAUACCCUUCUUCCAAACCAACUAUUAACCAAGAACACACAACUUGUUUCUUCAAGAAGUUCUACAAACUAUUCUUCUGGUUUCUAUAAGCUGUUUUUCGAUACCGAUAGCGUUCUUCGCCUUUGUUACGAUAAUCGUAAAACGACUACCGUUUUCUGGCCUGAUCCUGGUUUACUUUCUUGGCAAGUUGGGAGGUACCAGUACUUAUAUAGCGAAAGAGCCAGUCUUGAUUCAGAGGGUCGGUUUAACUCUACGGACGGGUUGGGGUUCUUGUCUGCGGAUUUCGGAUAUGGGCCGCAACGAAUGAUGAAGAUUGAUAUGGAUGGUAAUCUAAGAGUGUAUAGUCUGAUUGAGAAUGGAGCAACAAGGGAAUGGGUGGUUCAAUGGCAAGCUGUUUCUCAUUCUUGCAGGAUUCAUGGUGUCUGUGGACAAAAUAGUCUGUGUACUUACUCUCAAGAUGCAGGAAGGGCAUGCACCUGUUUACAUGGUUACAAGGUGGUGAAUUCCAAAGAUUGGAGUUACGGAUGUGAACCCGAUUUCCAAAUUUGCAGACCUGAAGACGAAGAUUUUGUAGAGCUUCGAUAUGUCGAAUUCUACAGCUACGAUAUCCGGUACCACGAAAACUACACCCUUGAUGCUUGCAAAACCGAUUGCUUACACGAUUGUGCUUGCAAAGGCUUCCAAUUUGGAUACGUUGAUGAUGUUGGAACCUAUUAUUGCUACAUUAAGACUUUUCUGUAUAACGGAUACCAGAUGGGAUUCUACAACUCGAUGUAUAUCAAACUACCAAAAACAUUUGUUUCAUCUUUUAAGCAAAAACCCAUGAACAAAUCCAACUUUCAUUGCUCAGGAACAACAGUCACACCCAUUAUAAGAUCCUAUGAAAAUAAACCGGAUAACAAGAUACUUCGAUUCUUGCUCAUAAUCGGAUGUGUCAUUGGGUUUAUUGAGAUCGUUUGUAUCGUUUUUUUCUGGAUCAAGACCCGUAAAAGCCCGGUUUCAGCCGAUCAAAGUUAUUCCCCGGCUGUAACACCAUUCAGAAAGUUCACAUAUCGCGAGCUGAAAAAGGCUUCGCGUAACUUCAGGGAUGAGAUCGGACGAGGUGGCGCUAGCGUUGUGUAUAAAGGAAGAUUAGCCGAUAACAGAGUUGCAGCAAUUAAAAAGCUCAAGAGCAUGGCUAACAAGCAAAAUGAAAUUGAAUUUCAAGCGGAAAUUAGCACAAUUGGGCGACUGAACCACAUGAAUUUAAUCGAAACCUGGGGUUAUUGUGCUGAAGGACCACAUAGACUUAUUGUUUAUGAGUACAUGGAAAACGGGUCGUUGGCUGAAAAAUUACGCGAUGGGAAGCUAGAUUGGGAAAUCAUUUUUGAAAUCGCAAAAGGUACAGCAAAAGGAUUGGCAUAUUUACACGAAGAGUGCUUGGAAUGGGUCCUUCAUUGUGAUGUGAAGCCUCACAACAUAUUGUUGGAUGGAAACUAUAAUCCUAAAGUUGGGGAUUUCGGGCUUUCAAAACUGUUGGAUAGAGGUGACAUCAAGAAAUCAAGAUUCUCAACAAUUAGGGGGACUCGAGGCUACAUGGCACCCGAAUGGGUGUUCAAGCUUCCAAUUACAUCGAAAGUGGAUGUAUAUAGCUACGGAGUGGUGGUUUUGGAGAUGAUAACGGGUCGGGGCCCAAGAGGGAAAAAGAAACGGGCUGAUCAUGAAGAUGAUGACCUUGAGCUCGGUGUGGUCGAGUGGGUGAGGGACAAGGUGAGAGAUGGUGAUGGAAGUGGGUGGGUUGAGGAUGUCGUAGAUGGUUUGAUUCCUGGCGAGUUUGAUCGAGAGAUGAUGGAAAAUCUGGUAAGAAUUGCAUUGCAAUGCGCAGAGGAUGAUAUGGAGGUUCGACCCACAAUGAGUUGGGUGGUUAACAGGCUUCUACAUCCGGAAAACGACGUAUAGGAUAUAUAACUCAUGAAAUGUCACAUUGUGUGUAACUUUUUCUUAUUUUGAUUUACUUCAUUUAAAUUUAAAAAGAGAAUCAAAACAUCUAUGCAUUAUUAUUUCCAUUUAUAAA
Helianthus annuus (common sunflower) is the source of this 2532-nucleotide messenger RNA. Its product is annotated as putative receptor protein kinase ZmPK1. The record is from RefSeq and is a predicted model, not a curated record. The transcript has 3 exons. Gene Ontology annotation, biological process: recognition of pollen; protein phosphorylation. Gene Ontology annotation, molecular function: ATP binding; protein serine/threonine kinase activity. Lineage: Eukaryota; Viridiplantae; Streptophyta; Magnoliopsida; Asterales; Asteraceae. The coding region runs from base 36 to 2417 and encodes 793 amino acids.